This is a messenger RNA of Pseudopodoces humilis (Tibetan ground-tit), 3124 nucleotides long. RefSeq names its product centrosomal protein 131 (gene CEP131). Gene Ontology annotation, cellular component: centriolar satellite. Gene Ontology annotation, biological process: regulation of centrosome duplication; intraciliary transport involved in cilium assembly; cilium assembly. The record is from RefSeq and is a predicted model, not a curated record. Lineage: Eukaryota; Metazoa; Chordata; Aves; Passeriformes; Paridae.
AUGAACAACCUGCGCAGGUCCAACAGCACCACGCAGGUGAACCAGCGGGUGAACAGCUCACACAGCACGGAGCAGACAGAAGACUUCCUGGCCUUCUUUGAGGACGAUCCAGAAGGAAGGAAGAAACUGGCAACUCUGAGCAAAACCUCCCCAGAAAAGAAAACCACAUGGAAUAUCUUGGAUGACCAACCCCGGGCGUUCCCUGGCCCCUCUGGCUCCCAUGGCCUCGAGCUGCCCUCAGGCAUGAGGAGGAAGGAAGCCACGGUGCUCCUGGCUGCCAACUUCACUGCCAACAACAGGAGCAACAAGGGCGCAAUGGGCAACUGUGUCACCACCAUGGUGCACAACAACUACUCCACUGCUGAGAGGGGCCCUGCUCCCAAGAGCUCCAACCAGGCUCCCAGUUCCCUCAACAACGUCAUCAAAGCGACCUCGAACGAGGAUGGGGAAGGCAGCAGCAGCUUUGUGAAGUCUCAGAAGAAUUUCUCCAGCAACAACAUCAUGACCCGCAACAACAACAACAGCAGCAGCAGCAGCAGCGGCAGCAGCAUUCCCCGGAGGAGGGAGGUGACCGAGGAGGAGGCCGAGAGGUUCAUCCAGCAGGUGAACCUGGCUGCUGUCACCAUCCAGCGCUGGUACCGGCGGCACUCGCAGCGGCGCAGGACGGCGGCUGCGGCUCUGGGGCGCCUGAUGGCUGCCAAGAGGGAGGAAAGGCAGCAGCGGAUGGACGAGGGGAAUAUCCUGGAUUUGCAGGAGAGGAAGGACGAGGAGCGCCGGAAGAUCCGAGAGGAGAAGGCACGGCUGGCCCGGCACGCUGCCAUCCAGGAGCUGCAGCAGAAAAGGGCCCAGAAAGCCUCAGAGACGAAGUGCUCGGCAGAAGAGCUGGUGCUGGUGAAGGAGAGCAGGAGGGUGCCCAAGAAGAAGCCUGGUGCCAAACCCGCCUCAGGCAGGAAUGUCAGCCCAGCCAGCAGCCUCACCAAAGCCAACAACACCGAGGCCAAUUCCCCCUCGGCUGCAGGGGAGCUGGAAGGAAACGGCCUGGGAGCUCUUGGCUCCGUGCCCUCGCAGGACCCCGGGGCACAGGACAAACUGCAGGAUGUGAGCUCCAGGGAGACAGGUAACGAGGACCUGGAGACAGCAGUGGCUGUUGGCAGCGGGGCUCCAUCCAAGGUCACGCUCAAUGAGCUGCUGGACACCCUCAGACUGCUGGAGGAGGAGCCAGAGCUGCUGCCCCCACCCAAGCUCCUCAGGAAGGACAGAUAUGCCUGGAUGGACAGGGAGCCCAGCUCCAAUUCCCUGACUGCUGAUAACUUGGAGAAGUUUGGGAAGCUGAACCACCCACCAGGGGUCCCUGAGGAUGGGGCUCUGCUCUCGGAGGCCAAGCUCCAGAGCAUCAUCAGUUUCCUGGAUGAGAUGGAGAAGUCGGAGCAGGAGAGGCCCAGGUCGGCCGCCUCAGCCGCACAGCGGGAGAGCUUCCUUUUGGAAGAGGAGCUGGCUCACGUGGAGCAGGUGUCGGCUGUUGCCACGGAGGUGACAAGCUCCAUGAUGAGGCUGAAGCUGGAAGUGGAGGAGAAGAAGAGAGCCAUCAGCCUGCUGCAGACUGCUCUGGCUCAGCAGCGGGAACUGACCGACCGACACGUCAAACAGACCGAGAAGGAGCUCGGCCACCAGCUCAGGCUGCAGAGGGAGCAGUAUGAGGCAGCUAUCCAGAGGCACCUGGCCUUCAUUGACCAGCUCCUCGAUGACAAGAAGGUGCUGAGUGAGAAGUGUGAGGCUGUGGUGGCAGAGCUGAAACAAGUGGACCACAAGUACGGCCAGAAGAUCACGCAGAUGCAGGAGCAGCACGAGCUGGAGAUUAAAAAACUGAAGGAACUCAUGAGCGCAACUGAGAAAGUCCGGCGGGAGAAGUGGAUUGAGGAGAAAACCAAAAAGAUCAAAGAAAUCACGGUGAAAGGGCUGGAGCCGGAGAUCCAGAAGCUCGUGGCCAAGCACCGCGAGGACAUCCGGCAGCUGAAGCUGCUGCACGAGGCCGAGCUGCUGCAGUCGGAUGAGCGGGCGGCGCUGCACUACGGGCGGCAGGCGCAGGAGCUGCGGGGGCUGCUGGAGCGCGAGAAGGAGGAGCAGAGCCAGCGGGAGCGGGAGCGGGCCCGCCAGAGGUGUGAGCAGCAGCUGGAGCAGGAGGAGCAGGCUCUGGAGCUGCAGCGGCGCCGGCUCUACGCCGAGGUGGCCGAGGAGAAGGAGCGGCUGAGCCAGCAAGCAGCCAGGCAGCGAGCGGAGGCAGAGGAGCUGCGGCGGCAGCUGGAGGCCAACAGCUCGGCCCUCACCCGCGCGCUGCGGGACGAGUACGCCAAGGAGAAGGAGGACCAGGAGAGGCGGCACCAGGCAGAGCUGAAGGUGCUGAAGGACCAGCUGGAGCUGGAGAAGCAGGCCUGGGAGGCCAACUAUGUGAAGAAGGAGGAAGCCUGGCUGCUCUCUCGGGAGCGGGAGCUGCGGGAGGAGAUGAGGAAGGAGAGGGACAAAGAGAUCGAGCUGGUGAUCCAGCGCCUGGAGGCUGACACGUCCUUGGCCAAAGAGGAGUGCGAGAGGGCAGCGGAGAACAGGAUCAAGAGGAUCCGAGACAAGUACGAGGUGGAGCUGCAGGAGCUGGAGCAGUCGGAGCGGAAGCUGCAGGAGCACUGCAAUGAGCUCAAGGGGCGGCUGGCCGAGCUGGAAGGGGAGAACAUGCGGCUGCAGGGCCUGCUGAAGCACAAGGAGCAGGAGGUGAAGGAGAUCCGGAAGGAAUUUGCGGACAGGCUGGUGGGGAUGGAGGUGGAGAACGCACGGCUGAAGGCAGAGAUGGCAGAGCUGAGGGCCCGGCAGCACCUGGAGCUGGACAGGCUGGUGCAGGAGAAGGACCGGGAGCUGGAGGAGGUUCACAGGAGGGUGAAGGCGGCGGUGCUGAGGAAGGAGGAGAGCAUGAGCAGCCUGCGGAAGCAGUACGAGGCAGCCGUGCAGAGAGCCAACCUCCUGGAAUCGCUGCUGGAGCAGCAGCGGCAGCUGGCCGCGGAGUGACCGUCCUGCCAGCCAGGGAGCGGGGCUGGGCCUCCCCUCCCUCUUCCCUUCUCCUCCACAGCCUGCUCCCAGU